AUGGGGUUUCUAAAGUUGUCCGCACACGCGGUCCUCUUUCUCAAUCUGUACCUUGCUCAGUUUAUUGAUGCGAGAGCCUGUGAUGGCACACAGGGAAUAACGCUGAAAAGCAACCAGGUGGUCAUCAAGGGUGCCCCCCAAUGUCCUGAAAACGACGGCGAUAUUAUCGAGACCAGUGAUGGUGGCUACUACAACUUCCAGUGUUGUAUGCAUCAGUCUACGGGAUCGAACUUCCUCAAAAAUGUUCAGACGACGGGGUAUGAUGAUUGCAUCAACCAAUGCACCUUGACAGAUAAUUGCCAAGCGUUCCGCUAUGUCUUUGAUGACUUCAACGUCGAAAAGGCUGGGGAUUGCAAACUGUUUGGAAGUGGCACUUUCUCAGACUCAAAGUGCGGAAACACACUACACGACUGGGCCUACCUGACCGAUCCUCCGGUGGUCGAGGUCGAGGAGAAUGUGCGAGUAGCAUGCUCAACUGAGUGCCCAGAUGCAGAUGGUCAAAUCUACACUGCCAAAAACAAACAGGUGUUCCACUUGGAUUGCCAGAAGCGCCAUGGGACGGCUUGGUUCCACAAGCUGGAUGCUAACUCCCUGAAAGAAUGCACGGAGUCCUGCGCCUCGUUCAUCGGAUGCCAGAGUGUCGAUUACCACAAGCGCACCAAGAAGUGCUACCUCGGCAAGCGUACCUCAAAGCCCACUCUCGACGCCCCCGGAUGGGCAACCGCUUAUUCUCUUGGUUGCUCGGGAGGGUGCACUCAGGACUCCUGUGGUAAUACAUGUGAUUCAACUCCUCCUCCGGCCAAUAUUACCCCUACACCGGAACAGGAUCAAGAACCAAUUAUCCCAGCCAACCCUUCCCCACCUCCUCCCCCUAGGGAGGUAAAGUGCAGCGAUGACAACAACUCAGAGGUUGAGAUAGAUGGCACAAAGUACCAGAUUCGUUGUGACAAGCAAUACCGUGACAACAGCCGGCACGCUGCAUCUGGUAUAUCCUACACUGAAUGCCUGAAGCUGUGCAGCGCAGACUCGACCUGCAACUCGGUUGAUUACUGGGAUCCUAGUGGUGGACAAUCCUGCUAUCUUUUUAGCGGCACUGGAGAACCACCUUACUCAACUAAUUUGAACUGGGCCGCCUUCAAGGUUUGA
Molecule: messenger RNA, 1146 nt
Organism: Penicillium samsonianum
Lineage: Eukaryota; Fungi; Ascomycota; Eurotiomycetes; Eurotiales; Aspergillaceae
Exons: 4
Coding region: 1-1146 (381 amino acids)
Source: RefSeq, a predicted model, not a curated record